This is a messenger RNA of Pteronotus mesoamericanus, 736 nucleotides long. It is a transcript of the gene RARRES2, whose product is annotated as retinoic acid receptor responder 2. The coding region runs from base 107 to 598 and encodes 163 amino acids. Lineage: Eukaryota; Metazoa; Chordata; Mammalia; Chiroptera; Mormoopidae. The transcript has 6 exons. The record is from RefSeq and is a predicted model, not a curated record. Gene Ontology annotation, molecular function: signaling receptor binding. Gene Ontology annotation, cellular component: extracellular matrix. Gene Ontology annotation, biological process: positive regulation of chemotaxis; inflammatory response; regulation of lipid catabolic process.
GGGGGGGCCGGGACCAGGAAGAGGCUGACAGCCUGGCGAAACUGCCGCGGGGAGGUUAGGAGAGACCCCAAGGCACCGGAGAGGAGCGGGCGACUGAGGUGAAGUCAUGUGGCGGCUGCUGACCCUUCUAGCCCUGGGGCUGGGCGCCGUGGGCUUGGGCAGGGCCGAGCUCUCGCAGGCCCAGCAGCAGGGCCUGCGGGUGGCCCUGGAGGAGUUCCACAAGCACCCGCGCGUGCAGUGGGCCUUCCAGAAGACCAGUGUGGACAGCGCCACAGACACGCACUUCCCGGCGGGGACCUUCGUGAGGCUGGAAUUCAAGCUCCAGCAGACCGACUGCUCCAAGAAGGACUGGAGGAAAGCUGAGUGCAAGGUCAAGCCCACCGGGAGGAAGCGGACAUGCCUGGCCUGCAUCAAGCUGGACUCGGAGUCUAAAGUCCUGGGCCGGAUGGUCCACUGCCCCAUGGAGAUGCAGGUUCAACGGGAGUCCAAGGAGCACCAGGAGGCGCAGUGCAGCAGGGUGGCGAGGGCUGGCGAGGACCCCCACAGCUACUACUUCCCAGGGCAGUUUGCCUUCCUCAAGUCCUCGCACCCCAACUGAGGCCCUGACUGAACCCCAUCCCGCUUUCUGGACAGCUGCGGGAGGUAACCAGAGGGCGCCGGCCCUCCCCUCCCUGCGCCCUGGAGGAUGGCCCUGCGAUCCCCGAGCUAAUAAAGUGCUCUUGGAGCCGUGUUCGCC